CCUCCUACCAUCUCUCUCGGACAGCAGAGAGAGCUUCACCUCGCUGGCUCCAGCCUGAAUGUCUGAUUACCUAACUUCAAACCAUCUUCACUUCAGUCGCUCCUUAACAUGUCAGACAAUCCUGUAAACAUGUGUUAAUAGGAACACCCAAACAAAGUGUAGAUGAACUCUUUAAAUCUCCUCCUUUCUGCAAAACAAACAAACAAUAAAAAUGUUAUGUAAGCAUGUAACAUGCGGAAGCUCGACUUACUUACACACAUGAUUUACUGAACUUAAAGCAUGUUAUGUUUUUGUUAUCUAAAUGUAUUCUUAUUGAAACAUGCAGUAGGACAUGCUUCUUGUUUUCCAUGUCUUUAAAAACAUAGAAAGCGCUAAUCAGGCUGAGGUGAACUAAGGACACAGAGGAGUCACAUGGUUCACCUGUGAUCUAGUGCAGCGCUCGUGCCAACACUAUAAACAAAAAAAUGCAUAUAUAAGCUCCAAUCACAGGGUGAGGGUGAAGGGGAGCAUAAAAGAAGAGAUCUGUCGUCCAGGGGAGAGUUCAGAAGAAGAGGUUGGACGGGCACUAUGGACUUCUCCGCGACUGUGAUCUUGGCAGGGCUGAUCCUGGCCUUGCUGUGGCUGUUCAGAGUCAAAAACAAGAAGUAUAAGCUUCCUCCAGGACCCACUGCUCUACCCAUCAUAGGGAAUUUACCACAACUGGAGAAAGGAGCACCUUAUAAAAGCUUCCGCAAAUUGAGUGAAACCUAUGGUCCUGUGAUGACCAUAUACCUGGGCUGGCAGAGGACAGUUGUUCUGGUCGGAUAUGACGCAGUGAAGGAGGCUCUGGUGGAUCAGGCCGAUGACUUCACCGGCAGGGGGCCGUUUCCUUUUCUGCUGAAAGCUACCAGAGGCUACGGUUUGGGGGUCAGUAACGGGGAGCGUUGGCGCCAGCUGCGACGUUUCACACUGAUGACCCUGAGGGACUUUGGGAUGGGACGUAAGGGGAUGGAGCAGUGGAUCCAGGAGGAGAGCGGUCACAUGAGAGACCGGAUAGAAUCAUUCAAAGGCAAACCGUUCAACCCCACGUCCCUGUUGAGCUGCACCGUGUCCAACGUGAUCUGCUGUCUGGUGUUCAGUCAGCGCUUUGACUAUGAAGACAAAGACUUCCUGUGCCUUCUUGAUAUCAUAGCUGAGAUUUUAAGGUUUAACAGCAGCACCACUGGACAGAUGUUUAAUCUCUUCCCCUGGAUCAUGGAGCGUCUACCCGGCCACCACCAUAAAGUUUUUGCACGUGUUGAUGAGUUGAACAACUUUAUCAAGAAGAAGAUCCAGGAGCACAAAGACACUCUGGAUACCAGCUCCCCGAGAGACUUCAUUGACUGCUUCCUUCUCCGAAUAAAUCAGGAAAAGGACAUACCAACAAGUGAGUUCCAGUUUGACAACUUGGUGUCUACAGUGCUGAAUCUUUUCCUGGCAGGGACAGAAACCACCAGCUCCACCAUCAGAUAUGCCCUGAGUGUGCUGAUCAAAUACCCCAGCAUUCAAGAGAAAAUGCAGGAGGAGAUUGACACUGUGAUUGGACAAAACCGCUGUGUCAACAUGGAGGACAGGAAGUCCCUCCCCUUUACUGAUGCAGUCAUCCAUGAGGUGCAGCGUUUUCUGGACAUUGUCCCCUUAAGCCUCCCUCACUACGCUCUCCAUGACUUCACUUUCAGGGGUUAUACCAUCCCUAAGGAUACUGUCAUUAUUCCCUUGUUGCACUCUGUGCUAAGAGAAGAAAAGCAGUGGGACACUCCCUGGUCCUUCAACCCUCAGCACUUCUUGGACCAGAACGGCAACUUUAAGAAGAACCCUGCUUUCCUUCCAUUUGCUACAGGGAAGAGGGCCUGUGUCGGGGAGUCUCUCGCUCGUAUGGAGCUCUUUCUCUUCAUGGUGUCACUGCUGCAGCGUUUCACCUUCUCCUGCUCUGGAGGCCCUGACAGUAUGAGCCUCGUACCGGAGAGCAGCGGCUUUGCUAAUCUGCCUCGGAGGUUUGAGCUCAUCGCCACGCCACGAUGAACAGAGGGAGCUCCAGUUGGCAACAGUUUUGUGGACUGUUGAUGUUUGCAGUUAACCUGGGUGAUUAAGUCGACAGGACCAUCGUACUGAAAAGUUAUGGGACGGAUGUUUUCUUGAUGUGAAUUCUCUUUGUCUGUCUUAUAGACCCUUUUUUUUAAUGCUUUCUUGCACAAAUUUAAAUGAAAAUCACUACUCCAAUACAAAUAUAUUGCUUCAUAACAGCUACAAGUUAUGCAAAAUUAUAUGCAUGUCAAUAAAUCACUGCCCUCUGCAGGAGAAAGCUGAACGUACCAAUUGGAGGGUUAUCUGCUUUGUAUCACAUACUGUCAUUUUGCUUAGAAAUAAUUCAGAGUUGGGAUGCACCAGUGGGACUUUCUUUGGUUGCAUAUAUAUGUGUGUAUUUCUUCUUUUUACUUUCUUAUUAUGUUACUUUCAAGAAUUCUAUGUAUAAAUAUAUAUGUCACUUCUCUAAAUGUAAAGUAUAUUCCAAAUACAAAGUCUCUCUCCGCUGCACAACUUAAAUAUUCCUUUGCUGAGUCGAGCACUGCACUAUUCUAUUUUUUGAUUUAUCUGCUUUUUCUAUAAUAAAGUUGUUUAAAGAAACA
Messenger RNA from Notolabrus celidotus (New Zealand spotty), 2645 nucleotides. Its product is annotated as cytochrome P450 2F3-like. NCBI's taxonomy places the organism in Eukaryota, Metazoa, Chordata, Actinopteri, Labriformes, Labridae. Bases 568 to 2040 code for a protein of 490 amino acids. Gene Ontology annotation, molecular function: oxidoreductase activity, acting on paired donors, with incorporation or reduction of molecular oxygen, reduced flavin or flavoprotein as one donor, and incorporation of one atom of oxygen; iron ion binding; heme binding. The transcript has 10 exons. Gene Ontology annotation, biological process: xenobiotic metabolic process. The record is from RefSeq and is a predicted model, not a curated record. Gene Ontology annotation, cellular component: intracellular membrane-bounded organelle; cytoplasm.